This is a messenger RNA of Nerophis lumbriciformis (worm pipefish), 2266 nucleotides long. RefSeq names its product RAN binding protein 10 (gene ranbp10). The record is from RefSeq and is a predicted model, not a curated record. NCBI's taxonomy places the organism in Eukaryota, Metazoa, Chordata, Actinopteri, Syngnathiformes, Syngnathidae. Gene Ontology annotation, molecular function: protein binding.
GGAUGAAGGUAACGGCGGUAAGAACUACAACACCCAAACAACCCUGCUGCGGCAAACAGUGACGAGACCCUGCUGCUUAUCCGGGGAUGUCACACUGCUGCUAUUUUUCUCCUUCCCAGUCCCUCUCGCUUUCAGCGCACACUUCUUUUGGCGUGAAACGGAGAUUAAAGACACCCAAAAAACGAGCGGAAAAAUGGCAGAGCUUGCUGCAGGGAGCCUGUCGUUGGGGGAUCCUGCUUUUAACUACCAGGAACACGAGCUGAACGAGCGACUCAAGCGGCUUUACCCGGCCGUGAACGAGGAAGAGACCCCUUUACCUCGGUCCUGGAGCCCCAAGGAUAAAUACAGCUACAUCGGGCUGUCACAGAACAACCUGAGGGUCCAUUACAAAGGGCAUGGAAAAAAUCACAAGGAUGCCGCAUCAGUACGAGCCACACAUCCAAUUCCUGCUGCCUGCGGGAUCUACUAUUUUGAAGUCAAAAUUGUCAGUAAAGGUCGAGAUGGCUACAUGGGAAUCGGCUUGUCUGCUCAGGGGGUCAACAUGAACAGACUUCCUGGUUGGGACAAGCACUCAUAUGGUUACCAUGGAGAUGACGGCCACUCCUUCUGCUCCUCUGGGACUGGCCAACCUUAUGGCCCAACUUUCACCACUGGUGAUGUGAUUGGCUGUUGCGUUAACCUCAUCAACAACACUUGCUUUUACACCAAAAAUGGCAUCAGUUUAGGUGUGGCUUUCACAGACCUUCCGCCCAAUCUGUAUCCCACUGUGGGACUUCAAACUCCUGGUGAGAUUGUUGAUGCAAACUUUGGACAGCAGCCAUUUGUCUUUGACAUUGAGGACUACAUGAGUGAAUGGCGAGCUAAGAUCCAUGGUAUGAUCGCUCGCUUUCCAAUAGGAGAACGAUUGGGUGACUGGCAAGCUGUCCUGCAAAAUAUGGUGUCCAGCUACCUAGUCCACCACGGAUAUUAUUCCACUGCCACAGCUUUUGCCAGAGCCACCGAGACCAUGAUACAAGAAGACCAGACAUCUAUAAAGAACAGACAGAGAAUACAGAAACUGGUGCUGGAAGGACGUGUGGGUGAAGCCAUCGAAGCCACUCAGCAACUUUAUCCUGGCCUGUUAGAACACAACCCAAACCUUCUAUUUAUGUUGAAGUGUCGUCAGUUUGUGGAAAUGGUGAACGGUACAGACAGUGAGGUUCGCUGCUUGACCAUUCGCUCUCCCAAGUCCCAGGGCAGUUACCCUGCCUCACCCAAUCUUAGCCCUCGCCAGAGUGCUGGAAAUUCACACUCGCACACUGGAGGUGUAGACAGCCCAACCUGCAGUAACGGGGUGACUCCCACCAAAAAAUCAAAGAGCCACAGCAGUGUUAUUAGCAGCAUCGUCAAAUACCCCAGCACAUCCUCCUCAGCCUCCUCGUCAACCUCCUCCUCACCUUCAUCCAUCAACUACUCAGAGUCUAAUUCCUCUGACUCCACCAAGAGCCAGCCACACAGUGCCAAUAGCAACCAAGAAACCAGUGACAGUGAGAUGGAAAUAGAAGCAGAACACUACACUAAUGGGAUUGUUGAGGUCUCGUCUGCUCGGAUCAUGAACGGCACAUAUAAACAUGAAGAGAUCCUUCAGCCUGACGACAACAGCAUUGGCAAUGGAGUUACGGAAGAUGAGGGAUAUAGAACUAGCAGACAACUUUGUGGAGGGAACCAGGCAGCCACAGAGAGGAUGAUACAAUUUGGGCGGGAGCUGCAAGCACUGAAUGAAAAGCUGUGUCGCGAAUAUGGCAAGAACACCACACACAAGAAGAUGUUGCAGGAUGCAUUCAGUCUGUUAGCGUACUCUGAUCCAUGGAGCUGCCCCGUGGGCCAGCAGUUAGACCCCACGCAGAGAGAGUCACUGUGCUCUGCACUCAACAGCGCCAUUCUGGAGUCCCAAAAUCUGCCCAAGCAGCCUCCUCUGGUGUUAGCACUGGGUCAGGCUACCGAGUGCGUACAGCUUAUGGCUCGGGUCCGAUCUGGUUCCUGCUCCUUUGCCAGAGUAGACAACUUUUUGCUCUAGCCCUUAUGUUGGUUUCUAUUCAGUGCACUGAGAAAGGGCGUGUCCAGCAGGUUGUCAUGGCUACGGAGAAAAAAAGCAUGCGUGUGAUUGGUGUGUUUGGUUGACUAUCAGAAGCGCAGCCGGUAGCCCUGACAAAAGAGCGGAGAGAAGGAGAGUAGAAAAGAAAGCUUCCUUUUUAAUUUAGUAUUAUCAAAUAAACGUGUGACACUA